Stylophora pistillata is the source of this 1991-nucleotide messenger RNA. RefSeq names its product tectonic-like complex member MKS1. Lineage: Eukaryota; Metazoa; Cnidaria; Anthozoa; Scleractinia; Pocilloporidae. Gene Ontology annotation, biological process: cilium assembly. Gene Ontology annotation, cellular component: MKS complex. The record is from RefSeq and is a predicted model, not a curated record.
CAGUCGCCAUGAGCCUGGGUCAUAGUUGAGAAACAAAUAUGGCGGAUUUCAUGGAAGAUGUUGGAGUUGGUUACUAUCGCUCGUUAGAUCCCCCAAAGAACUUUGUUGUGAAGGUGAAUUUAAGGCGAGUGACAGCAGCGAGUUAUCUUCCAGAGUUUAAAUUUGGUUCUCAGCAGAACAUAAAUGAUCAAGGUGCUGAAGUCGCCGGAGAAGCUUUGGAAAUGCAGGAGUUGAGACGAGACGAAGGUAAACCACUUGAACAAGAUUCAGAAGAAUCUAUGUUUUAUUGGCAACAAAAGAUGUUCUCUCAGAGAGAGAUGGAACUCUAUGGAGAUCUAACCAAUUGUUUUGGACCUCUGGAGCAGAAGUAUCAUGCAGAAAUAAUAAAGCUACGGGAAAAAGGUGGAAGACCAAAUAGAAGACUUUUCUCAUAUGUUGAUUGUGAUAGUUAUGUGAAUGUGGAUGAGGAAUAGACCUGGUGGAUUCAUUACUAGAACUGAUCCAGUUGUUGUUCAUGAGACAGAAACUAGCAAAACAACUGCCCAUGUUGUUAACAUACCAUACAAGACCAUGCAUGUAAUGGCAGAUCUUGCUCCCGAGGGAAAAGCUCAAAUUGAUCAGAACGAUGAAUAUGUCCUGUUUUCCAUUAAGAUUGACGCCAAUGGACAAAUUUUUGUCAAGCCUGACUUCAAUGGGGAAAAGCCUCCAUAUCGUGUUGAGACACAAAAUGAGCUGAGAGAGGUGUAUGAAUAUACUGUUGAGCACUGUUCUGUUCAAAUGACAAGUGAUCAGCGAGAGCAAGAAUUUAAGAGUUUCAAUGAGCUUUACAACAGGCAUGCUUUGUAUUUGGCCUCACAAGUUGGAUCUGGAUUUGAAACUAUGCCAGAACCUGGUGUUUUGAGAAUGAAUAUUUUUGGAGAGAUAGUUUCUGCCAAAGGAUUUGACUAUGAUGGUCUAUAUGUUCACUUUUUUCUGGACCUGCCUGAGAAAUGGAGACCAACUGAUGACCCAGUGUUAUCAGGUGUCACACAGACCUGCAUGACAAAGCUAGAGGGAGAAGACUACGUGGCGCACUUUAGUUUCCCUUUUGACUUCUCAUUGAUCUAUCAAGAAGAUGAUGAUUGUGAUGAUUUUAUUUGCUGGCCAACACUGUUUGUGGAGGUGUUGUCAUUGGACAGCUGGGAAAGGUUCAGAACUGAGGGUUAUGCAUACAUCACUAUACCCAAUAAAGCUGGCAGCUACUGUAUGGAAGUGAACACUUGGCGACCAAUAGGAAAUGGCACAGGUCCAGAGAUGCGAAGGUUCUUUAUUGGUGGAUCACCAGAAUUGGAAGAUCCUACAUAUCCUCAGAAACCUGCAAUGGCUGAUGAUAAGGUAUUGAGCAAAUAUUUCUUCAGGACAGCUGCAUCUGGGAGUGUUAAUGUCAAGUUUCAUAUUAUGCAGCAGUGUCAGUCUUUUAUGGAUUCAAAAGCCAAGAAAACUCGUCAUACAAGAACUAUACUGGACAGACUAGGAGGAAUGAAUGCUCUGGACUCUUUAGCACAAGUUAUGGAUGCAUUCCAAAGAGCAAAAAAACGGAUGUUGGAUGCACGUGAGGGGCUUCCUUCUGUAAAAUAAAUAAAAAAAAAAAUCUUGCUGUUUUGUCCAUGUAAAAGGUGAACUGGUUUGCACAAGACUUAUGGUUUAAAAAAUAGCUGUAACAGUAGUAGUUAUUUUUCUUUGAUAAGUAAAUGUGUACAAAAAAAUGAGGUGUACAAAUUGAUCUUACCUUUAAGGAAAUGUCCUUUGUAAGUUGUAAUUAUAAAAUUUGUAUAAAGUAAUUCUUGUGUACAAACAUGUUUUACAACUUGUUUAUACCUGUACGAUAGCUUUUACAAUUUCCUAAAUUCUUUACUGCAAUGAACGACUCGUCAAUUAGGUUUAAAGUAUUACAGAAAUGAUGUUGAAAAUAGAAAUAGUAGUUAAUGGCAAUAAAGCACUGAAACUGUUUA